Strongylocentrotus purpuratus (purple sea urchin) is the source of this 1817-nucleotide messenger RNA. RefSeq names its product proteasome subunit beta type-2. Gene Ontology annotation, biological process: proteasomal protein catabolic process. The record is from RefSeq and is a predicted model, not a curated record. NCBI's taxonomy places the organism in Eukaryota, Metazoa, Echinodermata, Echinoidea, Camarodonta, Strongylocentrotidae. Gene Ontology annotation, cellular component: proteasome core complex, beta-subunit complex; proteasome core complex; cytosol. The transcript has 6 exons. Gene Ontology annotation, molecular function: peptidase activity. Bases 92 to 697 code for a protein of 201 amino acids.
CCAUCUACGGUCAGAAUCAACCAUUCCAAGGUGAAUGAAGUUGCAUGUUUUAUCCUGUGGUUGAUAUUUUUUAUCAUCAUAUUCCUACAAAAUGGAGUUUCUUUUAGGCAUUCAGGGUCCUGAUUAUGUUUUACUUGCAUCCGACAUGAAUGCAGGAAGAAGUGUUUUUGUCUUCAAACAUGACCAAGAGAAGAUGUUUCCUUUGAGCAGUAAGCUCCUCAUGUUGUGUGCUGGUGAGUCCGGUGAUACUGUCCAGUUUGCAGAGUAUAUCCAGAAGAAUAUUCAGCUCUACAAGAUCAGGAACGGUUAUGAACUGUCACCGAAAGCAGCUGCUAACUUCACAAGGAAAAACCUGGCAGACUUCCUACGCAGUAAGACACCAUACCAGGUGAACCUACUCUUAGCUGGUCAUGAUGAGACGGAUGGUCCUUGCCUGUUCUACAUGGACUACCUGGGUUCACUGCAGCAGGUCCCUUUCGCUGCUCACGGCUACGGAUCCUACUUUACACUGAGUAUCCUUGAUAGGCACUACAGGAGAGAUAUGACUCGGGACCAAGCAGUUGAAGUGUUGAAGAAGUGCCUAUUAGAGGUCCAAAAGAGGUUCAUUGUCAACCUCCCAACGUUCCAGAUCCGCAUCGUCGACAAGGAUGGUAUUCAUGAAUUACCCAACCUCCCUUUAAAGCCUGCAAAAGCCUAGCAUUACCAUGGCAAUCCAGGAAACAUAUUUUGUAAAUAAUGCAUACUGUAUGUUCUUUUGUUAUCGUUAUUCUCAAAGCCUCUAAGGCUGUGGACCAUUUUGUGAAUGAGACAAGACGAGCUGUUGUUGCAAGUUUACAUCUGUAAAAGUAGCGAAUCACACAGUAAAAUCUAAUCAAUGUGUAGAUUCAUGUUUACAAGGGAUAUACAUAUAUAUUCUUUUCUUCUAUUUGAUAAUUCUACCAUGCCUCCUAUGUAGAGCAUACACCCAUGUAUUUCUACAAAAGGACACCAGUUUGAGUUUGUAAAAGAGAAAGAAUGAAGGGAGAUCCAUGUCUCAGGCAGUUGCUGGUGGUGUAGUAGAUACAUACAUGUAGAUGUUGGGGUAUAGCUGGGGAACAGAUGAGAUUUGGUUAAGAUGGAUCCCAGUAAUUAUUCUAUCAAGAUUUACAUCGAUGUGUAACAGUCUCGUGGCACAAAUAUGGAACCUGGUAACUCCUGUAUAAAGCCUAUGUGAAAGAUAAACUCCAGAAGUUGGUGAGAAAAGAGCAUAAGGUCUUUCUCUAUCAGUGUUGUAAACUUAUUUUGACAGUAUACAUGUAAUUUUAUUUGUUCAUUUAGAAUAGACUGUAAAAUUACCCAAUGGGUUAAUUCAUAUCAAAAGAGUGAUGCAGUGUGAAAAGUUGUUUUUUACCCUCAUCAGAGCACACAAAAUUUUGCCCAGCCACAAUGAAUGAAUUUACUGUUACUUUUAUCUUUCUUCCAACCUGUCAUCAAAUUCCCUGCUAAAGUGGACUGUAUAUUUUCCCUGGCAGUUUAUGGAUAAUAUGAUACUUAUGCCCAUAAAAAAAAAAAAAAAAUUCUUAAAGAUUGUAACCAUGGCACAUGGUCACAUUUUGUUCUACACCUGAUCAUUUUUGUAAUGAUUAAAGCGAAGAUACAUGUAUUUUGGUUCAGUAGUUUUGGUUCAUAGUUCAUCUAGAUCUAGUACAUUUUAAGUGGAAUGUCAAAAGUAAAUUUUGAAUUCUCUUACACUAGAGCGACUAGACCUCAAGUUAAUUAAUGUGAGAUGUUGAUUUGUUUUGUACAUGUACAGAUGUAAUAAACUCUUCAAACUAUUA